Pseudophryne corroboree (corroboree frog) is the source of this 3669-nucleotide messenger RNA. RefSeq names its product peroxisomal biogenesis factor 11 beta (gene PEX11B). Gene Ontology annotation, cellular component: peroxisomal membrane. The transcript is spliced from 4 exons. The coding region runs from base 226 to 966 and encodes 246 amino acids. Gene Ontology annotation, biological process: peroxisome fission. Lineage: Eukaryota; Metazoa; Chordata; Amphibia; Anura; Myobatrachidae. The record is from RefSeq and is a predicted model, not a curated record.
CUGAGCCUGUGGCGCGGGGCGGGGCUCAGACGUACUGUGAUCAGCUGUCAGCGGAGGGGCGGGCGCUUUGUAUGUAGCGCUGUGUGGUUGCUGUGGUGACGGCUCCCUGGUGGAGCUUCGCGCUGUUACUGAGUCUGACCCUCGCAGAGCCUCGUCGUCCUGUACCCGGAAGUGUUAUUCUGGUUUGUGAUCUUUACACCCGUACGGGUCACUCACGGCGGCCUCAUGGACUCCUGGGUCCGGUUCAGCGGCCAGAGCCAAGCCAAGGAGCGGAUCAUCAGAGCUGCCCAAUAUGCCUGCACAUUGCUGGGGUACUCUCUGCAGAAAAGCGGAGCCAGUGCGGAACUGGUUGCAACUCUGAAACGGCUGGAGUCACACCUGAGCCUGGGCCGGAAGUUGUUCCGGUUGGGUAACUCAGUAGAUGCCUUGGAGUCGGCCAAGCGGGCCAUUCACCUCUCCGACGUCGUCUUGAGGUUCUGCAUCACGGUGAGCCACCUCAACAGAGCCAUGUAUUUUGGCUGCGACAACAUCCUGUGGCUGGGGAAGAGCGGUCUGUCUCGGGAGUUGGACCAGGAGAAGUGGAGCCAGCGCUCGUUCAGAUAUUACCUCUUCUCCCUCAUCAUGAACCUGAGCCGGGACCUCUAUGAGCUGAAACUCCUGAUGGAGGUGGAACAGGGCCAGAAGCGUCCAUCCUCUAAAGCUUCAGCAGAGAACGGGGAGAUGUCUUGCAGGAAUCGCCCACCACGCCAGGUCUUGGGGCUCCAGCUGCACCUGCUACUCCAUGUCCUCCGUUGCAACCCUCCACUUCUCCUAGACGUGGUCAAGAAUACUUGUGACCUCUUCAUCCCCCUGGACAAGCUGGGACUGUACAAGACAAACCCUGGCUUUGUGGGGUUGUGUGGCCUGACAUCCUCCAUACUGUCCAUCCUGACCAUUGUCCACCCCUGGCUGAAGCUGAAGCCAUGAUGUGGGCCCGCUGACCCAUGCUUAUUUCUUAAUUAAUCUUAAUUUAAGACCCUUGCGGAACUGGCUGGUUGGCGCAGAGCCUGGCCGGGCUAGGAGCAUGAGAACUCUGUUAUAAUAUAACGGUUGUAUCUGAGGCUGUGUAUUGUACACCUAGGAAACAUGAGCGGGUGACCCGGGGGGCGCGGAGCGGGAUGGGAAAUUUCACCGUAUGUUCGUGCACCUAGCAGGAGAGGGGCGCUGUAACGACACAGAGUCGGCUGGAUAGGAAGUUUGGACUGACACCUCACGUCGUUAGGUCUGUGCUAUAAUCACAGCACAGUCACAAUGCGUUUACAGUGCGCAGAGCAGGGGCUGUGUUUUUUUAGAUUGCUGCAUAUCCUGCCUAGGUAACAUGGCUGUACAGGUGGCCAGUGAUCUCUAAGCAGGGACUGACUCAUUUACCAAUAAAUAUUCUCAAUGUUUUCACUAGUGGUGUGUAGUUUCACCUUGCAGCCUGCAGGGGGCGCACUGUCUCCAGCAAACAACAUUUAUUUUCCCAAUGAAAACUAUGUUGUCAGGAAAAGCCUUACGCCUGUGCUCUAGCCGAGUGGCUGCCUGUGACCUGUUGUUGGGACACGGUGUAGGGCUCCCCUGUCAUUACCAUGUAUUACUCAGCAGUCCUAAAACGCUCCGCUGUGACUUCUGAUUAUUACUGUAUUAAUUCUGCCCACUCCCAUGAGAUAUUUCACCUCUACUUCUAACUGUGAAUUCAGCCCCUGUGCAGAUUACCGGCCCCUCUGUAUCACGAUUAACCACUUACAGUGCCGUCGCCUAUUGCUGGGGAGGUCACCGUCUGUCACCGCCCCUCUUCUGUACCUCUACAUAUAUACGUAACUGGAAGAAAGCGCCGGAUAGUUGUAAGGACCAGUAACGUAAAUAAUCUGUACUUGGCUCCUGUUAUUCUCCAUAAGAGGCUUCAGGUGGCUCAUUUUCCGGAAAUGUACUAAGCAUUACAGAGAGAUAAAGUACCAGACAAUUAAUUGUCAUGCUACAGGGUGUGUUUGAAAAAUGACAGGAGCUGAUUGGCUAGUAGUCAUUAUGGGGCAGAUGUAUUAAGCCUGGAGAAGUGAUAAAGCAGCAAUAAGUGCACAGUGAUAACACACCAGCCAAUCAUUACAGAUUUGAAAAAUGUCAGGAGCUGAUUGGCGGUGGAGUUAUUAUCUUCCACUUAUCACUGCUUUAUCAUUUCUCCAGGCUUAAUACAUCUGCCCCAAUGUGUCAUAGAGAUAAAACUGUCGUGAACAUAGGAAUUGGUAAUUAAAAGGCUAACGCCAGCACAAAAGGAGACUAAUGUUAACGUACGACCGCUUGAGCGAGCAUCGCUUCCCCUCCCCCUUGAAUUUCCCAUUCACGUGAACUGGGACAAUCAGUAAGAGGAAAGAAGAACAUGGCGACAUUACAGCCGAUGAAGACCCCCGGCAGAUUGAAUUAAUCCUGUCUCCUACAAAGUUUUCUAUACUACCUAAUAGAUAUUUUACACUGUUGUUAUGUGACUAGAUUGGUUGCUAUGGGUUACAGAGCUUUGGUGCGCUGUAACCCAUAGAAACUAACCAGGCGUCUUCUGUAACCACAGCAACCAGAUGUCUGGAGGUAACCAUAGAAACGAACAAGGUUUUUUGCGGUAUGUAUAAUAACUAAUCGGGUCUCUCAUGAUGCCCACACACGGUGAGAUCUGUGCCAGGUGCGAUUUGAGCAUAUACAAUGGGUGGUAUUCAAUUCUUUUCACCCCCUUCCACACCCGUUCUGUUUCUGCUGAUGGGUGUGGUAUAAUCAUUUCAGCUCGCUAUCCCCGGGGUAGCGAGGACGCCCAACCCUUUACGCAGCUAAACCUGAUUAUUAUGGGCGUGAUAACGAGGAUCACCUUAGAAAGGAGAUUGGGGGUGAUGUAUCAUUUGAAUACCGCCCAAUGUGUGCUAUGCAAUUUGGACUUAAGAGGUAUGAGAUUUGCAUUACACCCGAUUUUGACUACUCUACAAUAUGUAAUGUAUGCGAUGUAGUACAAAAAUACCUGCCUGCACAUACUAUUUUGUCUUGCGAUAUCGACUAUGCGGGAGCGCGCAUCGUAUCGCAAAGGAAAAUAAACACUGUGCAAUUUGAACUAGACGCGAUGCAAUUUGAACUAAAAAUAUCAAAUCGCACGCGAUAAUCGCACUGUAUGUGGGCACCAUUAGACUAAUAAAAGCUGGCCUCUUGUUGCUGUGGGUUACAGAAGAUGGGUGCAAGAAGCGAUGGUGUGCUGUAACCAUAACAGCCAGCCAGCUCUCUACUUCUACCUGUCAUCUUUUUUUGUUGCUAUGGGUUACCACACAUGGUUGCAAAGUGUGGUACUGUAUACUGUUGUCCAUAGCAACCAACCGGGUGAUUAAAGACUGCCGUAGAAACCAAUCAGCAUUCUGCUUGUAACUGUCUAGUCCUGCUAACGACAGCUGACAUCGUAAUGGUUGCUAUGGGUUAAAGCGUUAUUAAACCCCAUAAGACGUGUAAUGUGUGAGGAACCAUGGUAUACAGACUUUGAGGACCCCAAUGAAAAGAAUAAUAUCUGACGAACAAUCUAACUUUUGCAAGUAAUAAAAACAAUUUAAUUAUGUGAGAAUUUGUUAAUAAUGUGCUGUAAUUUUGUAAAUAAUCCUGGCUUGUGACCACAGAUUAAAUAUUCACCUUUUA